Messenger RNA from Cornus florida, 618 nucleotides. RefSeq lists its product as uncharacterized. Lineage: Eukaryota; Viridiplantae; Streptophyta; Magnoliopsida; Cornales; Cornaceae. The coding region runs from base 1 to 618 and encodes 205 amino acids. The record is from RefSeq and is a predicted model, not a curated record. The transcript has a single exon.
AUGGUGGAUCCGGUGGGUCGUUCUGGUGGUAUAGUUAUAUGGUGGAUGGAUGCAGUGAAUUUGCAGGCGAUUAAACAUAAUCGGUUUUCUAUUACUGCUGUUGUCUCUCGGGAUACCCAGCAACCUUGGACAUUAUCGAUAGUUUACACGAGUACGGUGGAUAGUACCCGAGCCAUGCAAUGGAAAUAUUUGGAACACCGCUCUCAAUUCUGGCCUGGUUGGUGGGUGUUGGUGGGUGAUUUUAAUGAUAUUCUUUAUGCCUCGAAGAAAAGUGGUGGAGUGAGUAAACAGGGCUGGAGGCUGCGAAAUUUCAAUUCCUUGAUGGCACGGUGUAAUUCAUUGGAUAUUGGGUUUAAAGGGUAUCCGUUUACUUGGAAUAAUCACAGAGAUGGGCCGGCUAAUAUUCAAGAAAUGUUAGAUAGGGCACUUGCUACACAAGAAUGGUGUUCUGCCUUUCCUCAUGCUAAAUUAUCCAAUCUUCCCGUUGCGGGUUCCGACCAUCACGCUUUGCUUCUUGAGCUUCAUCCAUUAUUUUCUCUGACAAAGAGACAAUUCCACUUUGAUGCGCGUUGGAAUUUGGAUAAUAAAUAUGCAAAAAUUAUUGCUAAUAAUUGGUAG